Molecule: messenger RNA, 4332 nt
Organism: Eriocheir sinensis (Chinese mitten crab)
Lineage: Eukaryota; Metazoa; Arthropoda; Malacostraca; Decapoda; Varunidae
Exons: 20
Coding region: 378-3341 (987 amino acids)
Cellular component (GO): plasma membrane
Source: RefSeq, a predicted model, not a curated record
CUUGCCUCAGAGCUCGCCGCGAACGCACGCACGCACUCUGGCACUCCCUCCUCCGUUGCACUCCGAUCCUGUGGCAUUCAACCAUCUGUGUUUGUGACCUAAAAUGUGAAAAGAAAGAAAGAAAAUAUUAAAGAUAGAAAGAAAGAAAGAAACAAGGAAAAGAAAGAAAGAAAGAAAAAAAGAAAGAAAAGACAAUUUAAAGAAAACAGAAAAAUAAAGAUAAUAAAUAAAAUAAAAUAAAAACAAAGUGAAGACAGAGAGAGAGAGAGUCACCAUGUACUUAAAAUCCACUACUAUUACUACUACAACCACCAUCACCACCUCCUGAAGUGAAUAGAGGUGGCGGCGGCGGCGGCGGCGGUGGUGGUGGUGGUGAUAUGGUGUUGAUGGUGUUGGUGUGGUGGAGGUGCUGGUGGUGGUGGUGGCUGUGGAGGAUGGUGGUGGUGGUGGUGAUAGUGGUGGUUGGAGGUGCGUUCCCCGUCUCACCGCACUUCACUUGGACACCAGUUCUGCCCUCAUCACCAGACCAGGUGGAUCUAUGGACAGUCUCAGGGAGUGGGUGCAGCUGUUCCCACCACCCCGCCCACGCCGCCCAUGCCCAGCAAUCGUGUGCGUGUUGCGUGAGCCGGUCCGCCUGUCACUGCGGCCUGAACAACCCCCAUCGAUGUGCUCAGUGUGGCCUGCAUCACUUCUGCAACAAUAUGUGCAACAUGACCAUUGACGGGGCCGUUCUAAGCGUGACCUCAGGGCGUGUGUCUGGGUCCCUGAUAUCCCCCAGCGAGAUGCAAGCGCCCACACUUUGCUGGUACCUUCUACGGGCGCCGCCGGGACAUAGGGUGGAAAUACAGCUACAUAGGCUGGUUCAUGUUGGCUCCUAUGUUAAUACUACAACAUGCCGCGGCGGGUACGUAGAGGUCACGGACGGACAGACCCGAGGAGCACCCGUGGGCGUGGGCGUGGGCGUGGAGGCGGGCUUGACCAAACUAAAGAUAUGCGGGGAGGACGAGAGACUGCACCCGCCCGUGGUCAUGUUUAGCGAUACGGGAACGGCUACCAUCACAUACAGAGUGAGUCAGCGCUGGGGCAGUCCUCGCUUCAUCGCCUAUUAUAAUUUCCCGCACGUAUCAAACCCCGAAACUGGAACCAAGCAACAGGGCGGGACGAGACUUCAAUAUACAGCGUGCGACUGGCUAUAUCAGGACGUCCACUGCGGGUCUCGAAGUACCAGCAGUAGUAGUAGUAGUAGUAGUAGUAGUAGUAGUAGUAGUAGUAGUAGUAGUAGUGGUAGUGGGUGUUAUCUAUCCUCGCCUGGCUAUCCGGGUAUCUAUCCAUCGAGUCUGCGGUGUCGCUAUUUGCUAUCCAUGUCGAGUCCGCUUACGAGAGGCAACCUGACCUUUCUAUCCGUUGACCUACACCCUCAGCGCUGCUCCACGGAUUACAUUGCCGUCUACGCGGGCACCUCCACCUCGUCUCCACUUAUCGACUCUCUAUGUGGAAGUACAGCAAGAACUAUAGCCAUCACUGGACCUAACGUGCUGGUGGACUUUAGCUCUGGUCCCCGGGUGAGGCCUUACAAAUACAGCGGGUUCCUUGCCUCCGUGAGUUUCGACAGUGUGCAAGGGGAGCUCCCAGUCACUCCCCCGAGACCGCUUCUCCACCCCCUAAGUGACCCACGAAGACUCCACCCAAACACUCGGACAAGCUCACUCGGGUGCCAUCAGCUCUACGAAAGCCAUAUUAAAAAGGAAGGUAUAUUUGACACCUCCACGAUGGCACUGGGUAGCCGGGAGUGCCACGUGAGGCUGCAAGGCACUGAGGCGGAGGUCGUACAGGUGUCCCUCUUCAAGUAUAUGCUCAGCGGGAGAUCUUGCACCUCCAGAAUCUACAUUUAUGACGGCCAUGUUACUGGUGGUGAAGGUGGUGGUGGUGGUGGUGGUGUGGUAUUGUUGAGGAAGAUCUGUAGCCCAGCGAACCGUGAACCAAGAGACGUCACUGGCCGCUUCGUGCAACAAGAAUUCCUCCUAUCCAGUGGCUCAAAAAUGGAGGUUGUGUUGUCUCUCGGCGAAAAUACGAAAGCAGAGGAGCAGUUCGUUGUAGGCGGUUAUCACUUCCAUAACUCUCGCGUGGAGGGCACCAAGAAUCCCUCCAGUGUGUGUGACGUCAUGUUCUACGGGGCGACUCACCCCUCCAGAGGGGAGCUACGGCCCCCCUCGAGCCCCCUGCUGUGGAACGUGGAGGGAUCCCUCAACUGUUCCUACCUGCUGGUGCCGGGGCCGGGCCAGGCGCUCAGGAUGAGGAUACCCGAAAAACCAAUUAACAACAACAACAACAACAACAACAAUAACAACAACAAAAGCCCCAACACGCAGUCAAGACCGCCCUGUACAAGCGACUGUGACUACGUGAGCGUGGGCGCGGGCGUGACCGUGGGCGUGGACAGAUGUGGGUGUCAGACGAGAGAUCGGAUUCUACUAGAGAGAGUUGAUCAUCUACUCUUCCUUCACGCCAGUACGAGGAAUGUGAUAGCUUGCCUCUGCGGCCCGUGGAAGGAGCCGUUGGAGCUUCACGUGGAGUCGGAGGAGGGCGCCGUGGACAUCAUUUAUCACGUGGCUCACUACAGCUGGUCCACGCCUGGGUUCAACUUCACUGUAGGUUACGAAUUUGUGCCGGCUACGAUAUGCGGCGACCCCUACCACACCGCGUCCGCUGGAGAGUUAGGUCCAAGGGAAAGCGAGGUCAGUUCGGGGUCACGUCCACACCUGUUCGUCAACUGUGCCUGGGUCAUCUCAAGUCCUGUCACCUCGGCGCUGGCCUUAACUGUGACCCCGCCAAGCCAAGGCUCCUGCAACACGUGGAAUCUAACGGUCGAGGCGGUGGGUCGGUCAACUAGCAAUGCCCUUAUGACGAGUCUGUGCGGUGGGCAGCAGACUCUUCUCUUCAACGUCCCCGCCCAUCUCAGCGCUGCUAAUAUACGGCUUGAGCUUAGAGGAGAGGAAAGAAGCGAUUGGCUAAUAUCCUGGAACUCCCAUCUUCCUCCUCCUCCUCCUCCUCCUCCUCCUCCUUCUCCUCCUCCUCCUCCUCCUCCUUCUGUCCCUACCUCCUCGUCCGUCUCCCCAAAACCUGAGCUCUCCAGAACGGUUAACGUACAUCCAACCAGGAAGACAUAUUUGGUUCAUUCUGGGUCGUCUUCAAGUCGUCAAGGUGGUGAUGGUGGUUGCCGGUUACUACUACUACUACUACUACUACUACUACAACGACCACUACUACUACUACCACUACUACUGCUACUACUACUGCCACUACUAACGCUGACUACUAAUACUAUAUGUUGUGGCUGUUAGAGAUAUUGUUGCUACUACUACUACUACUACUACUACUAUUACUACAACUACUACUACUAUUACUACUUCUACUACUACUACUACUACUAUCAAUCUCUCUCUCUCUCUCUCUCUCUCUCUCUCUCUCUCUCUCUCUCUCUCUCUCUCUCUCUCUCCAAAUUGCUCAAUGUUUAUACCAAAGAAGGAAGAUAAAGAGGAGGAGGAGGAGGAGGAGGAGGAGGAUAAGGGAAGAGGUCUCCGUCCCCUCUUCCUCAUCGGUGCUCUCCUCCUCCUCCUCCUCCUCCUCUUCCUCCUCCUCCUCAUUAUCACUGUCAUUACUAUUAUUAUAAGCUUUUUCUCCUCCUCCAUCUCCUCCUCCUCCUCCUCCUCCUCCUCCUCCUCUCCCUUCUCUUCUCCUUUGGUUCCUCACAUUAAUAUCAUCAUUUUUCCUCCUCCUCCUCCUCCUCCUCCUCCAAACAGGGUAUCUUGCAAACACACAUUAUUUUUUCCUGUGUGUGUGUGUGUGUGUGUGUGUGUGUGUGUGUGUGUGUGUACGUUUCUCAGGGCCAAUUAUAGUGUGGUAUACGAUCAUGUACGUAGACUCAACACACACACACACACACACACACAGACACACACACACACACACACUCCGGUAGCUCAAUCGGCUAGAGCGCUGCGCUGCCAGGGUUCACGGACAAACAGGCGGCGGUUCGAGCCCCGCUCAGGCCGGAUUCUUUCCGUUGGCUGGGAGUGGUUGCUGUCCCCCCUUGAGCAAAAGAGAGAGAGAGAGAGAGAGAGAGAGAGAGAGAGAGAGAGAGAAAAGAAAAACAGGAAAAAAUGUAUGUCUAUGUACACACACACACACACACACACACACACACACACACACACACACACAUGUACGUAUAGAUCUAUGUAAUCCUAUGUAAUAUUAAGUCAUUAUUAUUAUUAUUAUUAUUAUUAUUAUUAUUAUUAUUAUUAUUAUUAUUAUAGACACUGAAACUCAGGG